GUAGUUGUAGUCACCCGGAUGUACUCCGAAAGUACUUCCUCAUGGACAAAAUAUUGCAUGGUAGAAAUACUUCAGUUGUCGAGCCUUUAAACUGACAGCAAGUCCUUUAUAUAUCUACUAUGCCGGGCCCAGACAAAGAAAUAGACCUGACGGAGAGAAUUGAAGCGUUUCUGUCCAACCUGAAGCGUGGAGGCUGCGGGACAGGACCGCUGCGGGGCUCGGCCGAGACAGCCCGAGAAACGACGUCCCUGCUCCGCAGAAUCACAGCCCAGCCUCGGUGGAACAGCGCAGGUGAUCUGAUGGAAAUAAUCCGUAAAGAGGGGAGGAGAAUGAUUGCCGCCCAGCCUUCAGAGACCACUGUUGGAAACAUGAUCAGACGGGUGUUAAAGAUCAUCAGAGAGGAAUAUGCCAGAUCUCGAGGCAGCAGUGAAGAAACGGACCAGCAGGAAUCUCUCCACAAGCUGCUGACGUCUGGAGAACUCAGCGAGGAGAACUUCGGGCAGCAUUUCUCCGCUCUGAAAGCAAACGUCAUCGAGGCCAUCAAUGAGCUGCUGACCGAGCUGGAGGGAACCACUGACAACAUUUCGAUGCAGGCCCUGGAGCACAUCCACUCUAACGAGGUCAUCAUGACCAUCGGCCGCUCUCGCACCGUGGAGGCCUUCCUGAAGGACGCUGCACGCAAACGCAAGUUCCACGUCAUUGUGGCAGAGUGCGCCCCGUUCUGCCAGGGACAUGAGAUGGCAACCAGUCUCUCAAAAGCAGAAAUUGAAACCACCGUCAUCGCAGACGCUGCCAUAUUUGCAGUGAUGUCUCGAGUUAAUAAGGUGAUCAUCGGGACGCAGACAGUUCUGGCCAACGGGGGUCUGAGGGCCGUCAACGGGACGCACACCCUGGCCCUCGCCGCCAAGCACCACUCCACACCGCUGAUUGUUUGUGCUCCCAUGUUCAAGCUCUCGCCUCAAUUCCCGAAUGAAGAAGAUACCUUCCAUAAGUUUGUCUCUCCACAUGAAGUGCUUCCUUUCACUGAAGGUGAGAUUCUCUCAAAGGUGAACGUGCACUGUCCGGUCUUUGACUAUGUCCCCCCUGAACUCAUCACACUGUUCAUCUCUAACAUCGGAGGACAUGCACCGUCGUACAUCUACCGUCUGAUGAGCGAACUUUACCACCCAGAAGACCACGAACUUUAACCAUUGUAAUUUAACAAAUAAAUAAAAUAAUGAUUGAUCCAG
Messenger RNA from Gymnodraco acuticeps, 1229 nucleotides. RefSeq names its product eukaryotic translation initiation factor 2B, subunit 2 beta (gene eif2b2). Gene Ontology annotation, biological process: translational initiation. The coding region runs from base 120 to 1187 and encodes 355 amino acids. The transcript is spliced from 8 exons. Gene Ontology annotation, cellular component: eukaryotic translation initiation factor 2B complex. Gene Ontology annotation, molecular function: translation initiation factor activity; guanyl-nucleotide exchange factor activity. Lineage: Eukaryota; Metazoa; Chordata; Actinopteri; Perciformes; Bathydraconidae. The record is from RefSeq and is a predicted model, not a curated record.